Ricinus communis (castor bean) is the source of this 2154-nucleotide messenger RNA. Its product is annotated as pre-mRNA-splicing factor SLU7-A. Bases 168 to 1778 code for a protein of 536 amino acids. Gene Ontology annotation, biological process: mRNA splicing, via spliceosome. Gene Ontology annotation, cellular component: spliceosomal complex. The transcript has 8 exons. NCBI's taxonomy places the organism in Eukaryota, Viridiplantae, Streptophyta, Magnoliopsida, Malpighiales, Euphorbiaceae. The record is from RefSeq and is a predicted model, not a curated record. Gene Ontology annotation, molecular function: pre-mRNA 3'-splice site binding.
AAGGGCAAAAAAGAACAGCCUUAAUCCCAACCGCCUUACAUCCUUAGAUUGUUUUACAUAAAAGGCUACCCAUUUAAACAAAAAUUAUAUAGACAUAUAAUAUAAAAAAUCAAUCUCUUGUUCCUUCUCUCUCACUACUGUUAGGGUAUCGUUCUUAGCGAUUCGACAUGGCAACAGCAUCAGUUGCGUUUAAGUCUAGGGAGGACCAUAGGAAGCAAAUUGAAUUGGAAGAAGCUCGAAAAGCAGGGCUUGCACCUGCUGAAGUUGAUGAAGAUGGAAAGGAGAUUAAUCCUCAUAUUCCUCAGUACAUGUCCUCUGCUCCUUGGUAUCUUAAUGCUGAGAAGCCUAGUUUGAAACAUCAACGCAAGUGGAAAGCAGACCCAGAGUAUACAAGAGACUGGUAUCGUAGAGGGGUUUUUCUAGAGAAAGCUGAGAAAUACAGGAAGGGUGCAUGCCAAAAUUGUGGUGCUAUGACUCAUGAUGCUAAGUCAUGCAUGGAAAGACCCAGGAGAGUUGGGGCAAAGUGGACUAAUAAACACAUUGCUCCUGAUGAAAAUAUUGAAUCUUUUGAGCUCGACUAUGAUGGUAAGCGUGACCGCUGGAAUGGGUAUGAUACAUCAAAUUAUGCUCAUGUCGUGGAGAGAUAUGAAGCACAGGGAGCAGCUCGAAGGAAGUAUCUCAAGGAACAACAGCUUAAGAAAUUAGAAGAGAAAAACAGUAGCCAAAAUGCUGAGGAGGGAGCUAGUGAUGAGGACAAUGAUGAAGAUGAUUUAAGGGUAGAUGAAGCUAAGGUUGAUGAGAGCAAACAAAUGGAUUUUGCAAAGGUAGAAAAGCGUGUUCGAACAACUGGUGGUGGGAGCACAGGAACUGUUAGAAAUCUGCGUAUUCGGGAGGAUACAGCAAAAUAUCUUUUAAAUCUUGAUGUCAACUCUGCCCAUUAUGACCCCAAAACCCGGUCAAUGCGUGAGGAUCCCCUUCCAGAUGCAGAUCCAAAUGAGAAAUUCUAUGGGGGAGAUAAUCAAUAUAGGAAUAGCGGUCAAGCUUUGGAAUUCAAGCAGCUGAACAUCCAUUCUUGGGAGGCAUUUGAUAAGGGUCAAGAUAUUCACAUGCAAGCAGCUCCAUCCCAAGCCGAGUUGCUAUAUAAGAAUUAUAAGGUUAUAAAGGAGAAAUUGAAGACGCGAACAAAGGACACAAUUAUGGAGAAGUAUGGCAAUGCUGCUAGUGAAGAAGAAAUUCCAAGAGAACUUUUGCUGGGACAAAGUGAAAGACAAGUUGAAUAUGAUCGCGCUGGACGGAUCAUAAAGGGACAGGAGAUUGUUCUUCCCAAAAGUAAGUAUGAAGAAGAUGUUUACAUUAACAACCACACAACUGUGUGGGGUUCGUGGUGGAAGGAUCAUCAAUGGGGUUACAAGUGCUGCAAACAGACGGUUAGAAACAGCUAUUGCACAGGUGCUGCUGGAAUUAAGGCUGCCGAGGCUGCAACAGAUCUCAUGAGGGCUAAUAUUGCUCGCAAAGAGGUCAAAGAAGAUAUGCCAGAACCGGUGGAGGAGAAACGGGUUGCUACAUGGGGAACUGAGGUUCCAGAUGAUUUGGUUUUGGAUGAGAAGUUACUUGCUGAAGCACUUAAAAAGGAGAAAGAGAGAAAGAAAGAAGAGAGAGAUGAAAGGAAGCGCAAGUACAAUGUUACAUGGAAUGAUGAGGUUACCCCUGAGGACAUGGAAGCAUACAGGAUGACGAAAGUACAUCAUGAUGACCCAAUGAAGAAUUUCCUCCACUAAGUACAGAUGUGAUGUUGAUUAUGGUGGAUGGUUAGAGGCUUGUAUUAAUGGGGCAGCUAUUACGCAGUAGUGCUGUCAGCUGACUGUCUACUAGUUCCAGUUAUCCUGCAACUUUUUAAGUCUUAAGAGAAUGAGCUAGUUUGGCACAUGGAAUCAAAAGCAUGUGGCAGAAAGCAAAUGCCAAACUAGCCCAAUGUCUAGGCACCCAAAGCUAUCCGAUUCUUGUAAAAAUAUGCACGGCAACUCCAUGGUCUGUAGGGGAGUGAAUUCUAUAAGCCAACUUCCACCUGUGUUUAUUGUUUAAGCUUAAAUUGAGUUUUGUGUUACUGCACCAAAGUUAAUCCUUGAUGUAUAUUGUCGAUUCUGUUUUCUAGAA